UCUCAUUACACGAUUCUUGGAUGGUUCUUUUAUCCCUUCCCUCAGUAAAUCACUGCUACGACAUAGAGAUAAUAAUUAUUCCGAGUUAGAGCGACUUCUUCAAUAACGGCUGCGGACAGCCGAUACCAUUGGAUACUUUGCGUUUUCACGUACGAGAAGCGGUACAGCGGUGAGCUGAAGGCGUCGGUGGCGCGCCUUGCGAUCGUAGCAGACCAUUCUAUCCUUAGCGUGCACAUUUCCUUAAUCUCUCAAUAACUAUAAUCUUGUGGAAAUGGCCGAAGACUUACGAGAAGGAUUGCUGCUGGGCAUGGGAAAUCCCCUGUUGGAUAUUUCAGCAUACGUAGAUCAUAACUUGUUGCAAAAAUAUAAUCUGAAGUCCAACAACGCCAUUCUCGCCGAAGAAAAGCACAAACCUUUGUAUGAGGAGCUAAUUAACUUAUAUAAUGCUGAAUUUACUGCGGGUGGAUCUGUGCAAAAUACUAUGAGAGUAGCACAAUGGUUCCUGCAAAAACCGAAAAUCGCCACAUACAUGGGCUGCGUUGGCAGAGAUAAAUAUUCCAAGAUCCUGGAAGAUAAGGCAACAGCAGAUGGCUUAAACGUUCGUUAUCAGUACACCGAUCAGGAACCAACUGGGACAUGUGCGGUGCUCAUUACGGGGAAAGAACGCUCUCUAUGCGCCAAUUUAGCAGCGGCAAAUUGCUUUUCACAGUCACACAUCGAAAAGUCAGAAAACAAACAUCUGAUAGAUAUCGCGAAAUACAUUUACAUAUCGGGAUUUUUCUUGACGGUCAGCCCCGAAUCCAUACAAACGGUAGCCAAGCACGCCUACGAAAACGAUAAAAUGUUCAUGAUGAAUCUCAGCGCGCCGUUUCUAUGCGAAUACUUCCAAAAACCGAUGCUAGCGGCGUUUCCCUACGUGGACAUCUUAUUCGGGAACGAGACGGAAGCUGACACGUUUGCAAAGAUCAACAAUCUUAACGCGACGGACAGAAGACAGAUCGCGCUGAAGAUAACGGAAAUGGAGAAGGUGAAUGAUAAGAGGAAAAGGGUCGUCGUGAUAACACAGGGUACUGAUGCGGUGCUUGUAGCCAAGGAUGGCACUGUGACGGAGUAUCCCGUGAUAAAACUGCCAGAGGAGAAAGUUAUAGAUACCAAUGCCGCCGGGGAUGCUUUUGUCGGUGGUUUUCUAGCACAACUUAUACAAGACAAAAGCAUAGACACGUGUAUAAAAUGCGGAAUUUGGGCGGCGACGCAGAUCGUGCAGAAGUCUGGAUGUACUUACGAAGGAAAGCCGAACUUCCAGUCUUGAUUGGCACCAAUGUGGUAGCAGACAUAAAUUGUGUACUUAAUAGAUACCUUAAUAAUUUUUUUUACCUUGAAUUUAUCCCUAUCUUUUGUAUGUUUUGAACUUUACAUUACGGGUGAAAUUCGAGCUGCAAAAUUAUAAAAAUAUUUGUAUUAUUAAAAUUCAGUAAACAUCUAUUUUGGUAAUCUAAAAGCCUAUUAGAUCGAUGGCAUAA
Molecule: messenger RNA, 1520 nt
Organism: Cyphomyrmex costatus
Lineage: Eukaryota; Metazoa; Arthropoda; Insecta; Hymenoptera; Formicidae
Gene: Adk2
Product: Adenosine kinase 2
Exons: 5
Coding region: 272-1309 (345 amino acids)
Biological process (GO): purine ribonucleoside salvage; purine nucleobase metabolic process
Cellular component (GO): cytosol; nucleus
Molecular function (GO): adenosine kinase activity
Source: RefSeq, a predicted model, not a curated record